UCCGUUGGCGCUUAAACCCUCGGAAAAAACCUAGCUUGUAUGGUCCUAUUGUCUCCUCUUUUCCCUUCCACUUCACAUCUUCUUCAUUGCCCCUUCACCAAAUCAGUCGAAAAAACUCUUCACAAAAGCUAUAAUCUUUAUCUCCGGAGAUGCUCGAAGUUUAUCGGAGCAGCUCAGUUGAGUGGAAGCCAUCACCGGUGGUAGCCUUAGCUACCAGCGCCGACGAUUCUCAAGUCGCCGCCGCUCGUGAAGACGGUUCUCUUGAGAUUUGGCUUGUUUCUCCUGGAUCAGUCGGCUGGCACUGUCAGCUCACUAUACACGGGAAUCCAAAUUCUAGGGUUUCUUCGCUGGUUUGGUGUCGGUCGGGCUCCGGUGGUUCGCCUGCUGGUCGGUUGUUUUCUUCCAGCAUUGAUGGAUCGGUUUCUGAAUGGGACCUUUUUGAUUUGAGACAGAUUGUGCUAGAUUCUAUUGGUGUUGCAAUAUGGCAGAUGGCUGUGGAGCCAUGCAGUAAUUCGCAGCUUAAUCAAAAGCAGUCUCCCAAACAUUAUGAGAAUGGCCACGUUAAUCAUAGAAAUAGCGAGAGCAGUGAUAGUGAGAGCAGUGAAAGCGAAGAUAGUGAUGACUCAGUAGAGCUUCACGAGGAUCAUGCUAGUGAUAAUAGCCGAAUAGCAUUUGCUUGUGAUGAUGGCUGUGUAAGAAUUUAUAUAGUCAAUGAUGAUGAAAACUUAACUUGCAAAACAAAAUUCCCAAGUGUCAGUGGACGAAUAUUGAGUGUCACUUGGAGUUCUGAUGCAAAUAGGAUAUUUUCUGGGAGUAGUAAUGGGAUUAUAAGAUGCUGGGAUGCCGAACGUAAUCAUGAAAUCUACAGGAUAUCAGUUGGUCUUGGAGGGCUGGGUAGUGGAUCUGAACUAUGCAUAUGGUCGUUACUUGCAUUGAGAUGCGGUACCCUCGUCAGUGCUGAUAGUACCGGGAGUGUUCAGUUCUGGGACACCCAACAUGGGACUCUUGUGAAUGCACUUUCCAAUCAUAAAGGCGACGUAAAUGCUUUAGCAGCAUCUCCCAGCCACACUAGGGUGUUUUCUGCUGGCUCUGAUGGCCAGGUUAUACUUUAUAAGCUCUCUAUGGAUUUUGCUGGGGCUAACGAUGGAAAUAUAACCUCUAGAGUCAUGAAGAAAUGGGUUUAUAUUAGUCAUGUGAGGGCCCACACGCAUGAUGUGAGGGCCUUGACUAUUGCUGUGCCCAUCAGUCACGAAGAUACCAUAGUUGAACGGGACUUAAAGAUACCUCGAUCUAGGUCGAAUCCCCUUGGUUUCAGUUACCAUAAAUGGGCACAUUUAGGCGUGCCGAUGCUUAUCUCAGGUGGUGAUGACACUAAACUUUUUGCAUACUCUGCAAGGGAGUUUACCAAGUUUUCUCCACAUGAUAUUUCUCCUGUACCGCAGAGGCCGCAUAUACAACUUGCAGUAAAUACAAUAUUUAAUCAGGCUGCGUUACUCUUAAUCCAAGCUUCCUACUGGAUUGAUGUAUUGUUUGUUCGAGCUGUGUCUGGUGGAGCUGCUAAGACAGAUCUGGUGGCCCGAGUUAAGUGUAAAGCUUCAAGGAAAAUAACAUGUAGUGCAAUUUCUCCUUCUGGUGCCCUUUUUGCUUUUUCUGAUCAUGUAAAAUCUUGCCUUUUUGAGCUUAAGAGAGUUACUUCCAGUAAGAGUCCAUGGGCAGUCAACAAAAAGCAUCUUCCUUUGGAUCUGCCAUUUGCCCAUUCAAUGGUUUUCAGUGCUGAUUCUUCUCGGUUGAUGAUAGCAGGGUGUGACAGAAGGGUCUAUGUGGUGGAGGUAGGAAGCUCAGAACUAGUUCAUGUCUUUACACCUCGUCGUGAAGAGCAUGUUGAAGAACUAUUCCCUGCUGAACCUCCCAUAACUAGAAUGUUCAUCAGCACCGAUGGGCAAUGGCUAGCUACUAUAAACUGCUUUGGAGAUGUGUAUAUAUUUAAUCUAGAGACACAGAGGCAACAUUGGUUUAUAUCAAGAUUGGAUGGUCAUUCAGUUACAGCCGGUGGUUUUAGUCCUCAAAAUAGCAAUGUGCUUAUAGUAUCAACUUCUUCGAACCAGGUAUAUGCCUUAGAUGUUGAAGCUAAGCAGUUAGGGGAAUGGUCGAAUCAUAAUACAUUUGCACUGCCGAGAAGAUAUCAAGAAUUUCCUGGAGAAGUGAUUGGGAUUUCAUUCCCACAGUCUUCCGGUUCUUCAUCUGUCAUUGCCUAUAGUCCAAGGGCAAUGUGCUUGAUUGACUUUGGGAAGCCAGUGGAUGGUGAUGAUGAGGCUGACUUAGCCAAUGGUCAAGAUUUAGCUUCAAAGAAGCUACAUAGUACUCUCGUGAAUGGGAGUGUGAAUGGAAGUUUGAAGCGCAAGUUAAAGGGAAGUGACUUGGAGACGAAACAAAAUGGUAGAAAGAAUUUUGAGUUUCAUGCCUUCAGAGACCCCGUCUUAUUUGUUGGACAUCUUUCAAAAACGUCUACCUUAGUCAUAGACAAACCUUGGAUUCAAGUGGUUAAAAGUUUUGAUACUACACCUGUUCACAGACAUAUUUUCGGGACAUAACUUGUUUUGUGCCAGGUGGUUUUUGUUUCAUUUUAGUAGGGAAAUUUAGAGGGGCGAUUCUAGUCCAUUUGCAGUGUUAGGUUUUUCUUGGUUGUCACUUGGGGGAAUAGGUGAUGAAAGCAUGUUGUGUAAUGUAUUCUUUUGAUAGUCCAGUUAACCUGUGAAAUCAAUUUUGAUGUUCAAUAUAAUCGUUUCGUUUUAUAUACAAGA
Solanum dulcamara is the source of this 2801-nucleotide messenger RNA. Its product is annotated as WD repeat-containing protein PCN-like. Bases 150 to 2591 code for a protein of 813 amino acids. NCBI's taxonomy places the organism in Eukaryota, Viridiplantae, Streptophyta, Magnoliopsida, Solanales, Solanaceae. The transcript is spliced from 11 exons. The record is from RefSeq and is a predicted model, not a curated record. Gene Ontology annotation, biological process: meristem maintenance; meristem growth. Gene Ontology annotation, molecular function: protein binding.